AUGAGGCUUGAGUUUGGAGAAGCAGAUUUUGUUGCACUUUGUGACAUUUUAAAAGUUUCAGAUGUCAUAAGAACAAGUGCGUGGAAGACGUAUGAAAAAGUGUCAUCUGUGGUUGGAUCUCUAGAGGCCUACAUCAAAAAGAAGGAGGAGAUAUGGGGAAUCUGUAUCUUUAUUGUAGCAGUUGAUCUGGAUGAGAUAACAUUCACUUUUACAGAACUUCUGAAAAGUAUAGGUCUAAGUGCAUGUACAUUUUUUCAGUUGUUGAAGCAAAUGGAUAGUAACAUGGAUACCAUAAGCACUAAUGUUGAUAGUACUGUGUCACGACUACAGAAGAAAUAUGAAGUAUUACUUGCACUAUAUCGCAAGUUUGAAAGGAUUUGUGGACUUAUUUAUGUGGCACAGCCUAAUAAUCAAAUUUCUGAUGAACUCAAUUCCAUGUUAGUUCAAAAGAUUUCUUGGAUCACUUUUUUGUUGGCUAAAGGAAAAGUGUUACAGAUGGAAGAUGACCUGGUGAUCUCUUUCCAGUUAUUGCUGUGUGUUCUCGAUUAUUUUAUCAAACUUGCACCACCAGCAUUGCUCAAGGAACCAUACAAAUCUGCUGUGAAUACAGUAUCUAUUAAUGGCUCAACUCGAACUCCAAGGCGAGGUCAGAACAGGAGCACGCGUACAUCAAAGCAAACUGAGACAGACACAAAAGUUAUUGAAGUCCUUUGUAAGGAACACGAUUGUAAUUUAGAUGAGGUCAAAAAUGUGUAUUUCACAAGCUUCAUUCCAUUCUUGAAUUCUGUUGGUAUUGUAGCUUCAAAUGGACUCCCAGAGGUUGAGACUCUCUCAAGGCAAUAUGAAGAGGUUUACCUGAAAAACAAAGACAUAGAUGCGAGAUUAUUUCUGGACCAUGAUGAAACUCUACAGCCUGAUCGCAUAGACGGAUGCUUACAGUUGGAGAGAACACCAAGGAAAAGUAACCCAGAUGAAGAAUUCAAUCUCAUACUUCCGCAGACUCCAGUUCGUGCUGCAAUGAACACUAUACAGCAGUUAAUGAUGAUCUUAAAUUCAGCAACUGAUAAACCGUCAGAGGCUCUCAUUUUGUAUUUCAAUAACUGUACAGUGAACCCUGAAGAAGGUAUCAGGAAAAGGGUAGAAGAUCUUGGGCACAUCUUCAAGGAGCAAUUUGCUAAAGCUGUUGGACAGGGUUGUGCUGAAAUCGGCUUGCAGAGAUACAAGCUUGGUGUACGGCUAUAUUAUAGAGUAAUGGAAUCCAUGCUAAAAUCAGAAGAAGAACGUCUGUCAGUGCACAAUUUUAGCAAACUUUUGAACAAUAACGACUUCCACACAUCUCUUCUGGCUUGCGCUGUUGAAGUUGUCAUGGCUACAUAUGGCAGGAAUGCUUCACAAAGCGAUGGUACCAGUGCUGAAACAGAUCUCUCUUUCCCAUGGAUACUCAAUGUAUUUGAUUUAAAAGCCUUCGACUUCUAUAAGGUGAUUGAAAGCUUUAUUAAAGCAGAACCAAGCUUGACAAGAGAGAUGAUAAAACAUCUAGAACGCUGCGAACAUCGAAUUAUGGAAUCUCUUGCAUGGCAAUUGGAUUCACCUUUAUUUGAUCUUAUCAGGCAGUCAAAGGAAAGAGAAGGUCAGGUUGAUCAGCCUGAACCCACUUGCACUCUAAACCUGCCUCUCCAGCAUAAUCACACUGCUGCAGACCUGUAUCUUUCUCCUGUGAGAUCGCCUAAGAAAAAAGGAUCUGCAGUUCACUUAAACUGUACUCCUCCUACAGAUGCUCAGUCUGCUGUGACCCCCCAGACUCAGAAACCACAGAAAUCUACCUCCCUCUCCCUAUUUUACAAGAAAGUAUAUCGGCUGGCAUAUCUUCGAUUGAAUACCCUGUGCUUUCGGCUUCUCUCUGAACACCCUGAACUGGAACACUUGAUCUGGACCCUUUUUCAGCACACGUUGCAAAAUGAAUAUGAACUUAUGAGAGACAGGCACUUAGACCAGAUCAUGAUGUGUUCUAUGUAUGGCAUAUGCAAAGUCAAGAACAUAGAUCUCAGAUUUAAAAUCAUUGUUUCAGCAUACAAGGAGCUCACGAAUACCAAUCAAGAGACUUUCAAGCGUGUUCUGAUCAGGGAAGGACAAUAUGACUCCAUUAUAGUCUUCUACAAUUUAGUGUUUAUGCAGAAAUUGAAAACAAAUAUAUUGCAGUAUGCCUCCAAUAGGCCUCCUACCUUAUCCCCUAUCCCAUAUAUUCCUCAAAGCCCUUACACGUUUUCUAAUUCCCCCCUCCGAGUCCCUGCUGGAAAUAACAUCUACAUCUCACCCUUGAAGAGUCCCUACAAAUCCUCUGAGGGGCUGCUGUCACCCACAAAAAUGACACCAGGAUCCAGAAUCUUGGUGUCAAUUGGUGAAACGUUUGGGACUUCAGAGAAGUUUCAAAAAAUAAACCAGAUGGUGGGUAGCAGUGACCGUCAGCUGAAACGCAGUGCAGAAGUAAGCAGUGCUCCCAAGCCACUGAAAAGACUUCGCUUUGACAUGGAGGGACAAGAUGAAGCAGAUGGAAGCAAACAUCUACCAGGAGAGUCCAAGUUCCAACAAAAGCUUGCAGAAAUGACAUCUACUCGUACGAGAAUGCAAAAGCAAAAACUGAACGAUGGAACUGAUACCUCAGCCAGUGAAGAAAAGUGAGCAUCUUCUCACAGCAGCACUGCACACCUCUUUCAUUGGUCUUUGUUUUCCAGCUACCAUCAUUUAGUUUUGUUUUUAGUAGCUGUUUUUUAAUUACCUGCUCCAGUUUCAAAAGUUGGCGCUUUUUUUUUACUUUUAACUGUUUUUCCCAAUACUUUGUCCUGUAUGUAGCAUGUCCACAACAUAAGCCACUGAGUUUAUUUAUAUUUUUUGAGGAUUUUUUACAUCAGCAAGCUUGGAAGAGUUUCCCAGCUUCCUGUUGCAACGUUGUUGGUUUAAUGCCAAUUCAGUCUACUUCAAUUAAUCCCUUCUAAAAUAAAGAUGUUUGAAGUUAGAAUGAUUUGAAAUGCACUAAUUUUUUUGUUCAUUAGGUUUCAUUUUAGUAUUGGAAUUUGAUGCACUAUUUUGCAUAUUUUGAGAAUUGGGGGCCAGGUACUGCAAAGCUUUCUGACUGUAUAUAAAUACCAAGCAAAGUUAGUUUAUUUAACUAUACAGGUAGUCAUAACUGUUUGCAGGAUUAAGUCCUUAUUGUAAGUACAACAAAGCAAAGUGAAAAGUGAAAUCAUCCUGUAGUCACACUACUGAAACAGAUGAUCUGUACCUCAGAUGCUUGCCACUUCCAACUACUACCCCACCCCCACCUGUCCUCAGUUUUGGGUCGGAAGGUGUGCUCUUGGUUAUCCGCUAUAGUCAGGUUGGACCUUACUGAGUGUGAAUUACCAAGAGGGGGUAAAUCUGUUC
Gavialis gangeticus (Gharial) is the source of this 3420-nucleotide messenger RNA. It is a transcript of the gene RB1, whose product is annotated as RB transcriptional corepressor 1. Lineage: Eukaryota; Metazoa; Chordata; Crocodylia; Gavialidae. The coding region runs from base 1 to 2679 and encodes 892 amino acids. Gene Ontology annotation, molecular function: RNA polymerase II transcription regulatory region sequence-specific DNA binding. Gene Ontology annotation, cellular component: nucleus; Rb-E2F complex; chromatin. The record is from RefSeq and is a predicted model, not a curated record. Gene Ontology annotation, biological process: neuron projection development; regulation of transcription by RNA polymerase II; cell morphogenesis involved in neuron differentiation. The transcript has 27 exons.